Ochotona curzoniae (black-lipped pika) is the source of this 3892-nucleotide messenger RNA. RefSeq names its product F-box and leucine rich repeat protein 4 (gene FBXL4). The transcript is spliced from 8 exons. Gene Ontology annotation, molecular function: protein binding. The coding region runs from base 175 to 2040 and encodes 621 amino acids. Lineage: Eukaryota; Metazoa; Chordata; Mammalia; Lagomorpha; Ochotonidae. The record is from RefSeq and is a predicted model, not a curated record. Gene Ontology annotation, biological process: SCF-dependent proteasomal ubiquitin-dependent protein catabolic process. Gene Ontology annotation, cellular component: SCF ubiquitin ligase complex.
UGAAAUCAAGCUACAAAUUUCAGGCCAAAUGGAUGAUUGCCAACUUUUGCAUUUCCUGAGUGCAUUCUGUGACCAUUCUAUCUGGGCCAUUCAUUUUUUAGAACAUCCUUCAAAGAGUUCAUGCAUCUUACUGAGGACACCUGACGUUUUGAAGCUUCAUAAUUCACAUCUUUGAUGUCACCAGUAUUUCCCAUGUUAACAGUUUUGACUAUGUUUUAUUAUCUAUGCCUUCGGCGCCGAGCCAGGACAGCUGCAAGAGGGGAAAUGAUGAACAGCCAUAGAACUAUAGCAUCAAACAGCCGAACUUCCCCUCUCAAUGCAGAGGUGGUCCAAUAUGCCAAAGAAGUAGUGGACUUCAGUUCCCAUUAUGGAAGUGAGAAUAGUAUGUCCUAUACCAUGUGGAAUUUGGCAGGUGUUCCAAAUGUAUUCCCAAGUUCUGGUGACUUUACUCAAACGGCUGUGUUUCGAACAUAUGGAACGUGGUGGGACCAGUGUCCCAGUGCCUCCUUGCCCUUCAAGAGGACACCACCUAAUUUUCAGAGCCAAGACUAUGUGGAACUUACUUUUGAACAGCAGGUGUAUCCUACAGCUGUUCAUGUUCUGGAAACUUAUCACCCUGGAGCAGUCAUUCGAAUUCUGGCUUGUUCUGCAAAUCCCUAUUCCCCAAAUCCACCAGCUGAUGUAAGAUGGGAGAUUCUUUGGUCAGAGAGACCUACGAAAGUGAAUGCUUCCCAGGCUCGUCAGUUUAAACCUUGUAUUAAGCAGAUAAAUUUUCCCACAAACCUUAUCCGACUGGAAGUCAAUAGUUCUCUUCUGGAUUAUUACACUGAAUUAGAUGCCGUUGUGCUACAUGGUCUGAAGGAUAAGCCAAUGCUGGCUCUCAAGACUUCACUUAUUGACAUGAAUGAUCUGGAAGAUGAAGACUAUCAGGAAGAGGCUGGCUGUGGAAUGGGCAGUCUGAACAAAAAGUUUAGCAGUGUUUCCCUAAGGGAAGGGCCAAAUAAUGGGUAUUUUGAUAAACUACCAUAUGAGCUCAUUCAACUGAUUCUGAAUCAUCUUACACUACCAGAUCUGUGUAGAUUAGCACAGACUUGCAAACUACUGAACCAGCAUUGCUGUGAUCCUCUGCAGUACAUCCACCUCAAUCUGCAACCAUACUGGGCAAAAGUAAAUGACAGCUCUUUAGAAUUUCUACAGGCUCGAUGCAUUCUCGUCCAGUGGCUUAAUCUAUCUUGGACUGGCAAUAGGGGCUUCAUUUCUGUUGCAGGAUUUAGCAGGUUUCUGAAGGUUUGUGGAUCUGAAUUAGUACGCCUUGAAUUAUCAUGCAGCCACUUUCUUAAUGAAACUUGCUUGGAGGUUAUUUCUGAGAUGUGUCCAAAUCUGCAGGAAUUAAAUCUCUCGUCCUGUGAUAAAUUGCCACCUCAAGCUUUCAACCACAUUGCCAAAUUAUGCAGCCUUAAACGACUUGUUCUUUAUCGAACAAAAGUGGAGCAAACUGCACUGCUCAGCAUUUUGAACUUCUGUUCGGAGCUUCAGCACCUCAGUUUGGGCAGCUGUGUAAUGAUUGAAGACUACGAUGUGGUAGCUAGUAUGAUUGGAGCUAAGUGCAAGAAGCUCCGGACCCUGGAUCUCUGGAGAUGCAAAAACAUCACUGAGAAUGGAAUAGCAGAACUGGCUUCUGGGUGUCAGCUGCUGGAGGAACUCGACCUGGGCUGGUGCCCCACUUUGCAGAGUGGCACAGGCUGUUUUGCCCGACUCGCGCGUCAGCUCCCGAACUUGCAAAAACUCUUUCUUACAGCCAACAGGUCUGUGUGUGACACAGACAUUGAAGAACUGGCAUGUAAUUGUACCAGAUUACGGCAACUGGACAUACUAGGAACAAGAAUGGUAAGUCCAGCAGCCUUGAGAAAACUCCUGGAAUCUUGUAAAGAUCUUUCGCUACUUGAUGUGUCCUUCUGUUCCCAGAUUGAUAGCAGAGUUGUGCUGGAACUGAAUGCUAGCUUUCCCAAAGUGUUCAUAAAACAGAGCUUUACUCAGUGACUUAGCUGUGUUCUGUGAUAAAAAUUAAUGUGCUUUUUGUAGGGUUUUGUGAGACUAGUUUUAUUUAUAAUGGUGAAAAUUGAGAUCUUUGUGGAUUUUAAAGAAAAAUAUCAAGUUGCUCAUUAAAUUAAGUAAAAAAUAUAAACAAAUGUUCAAAUAUUUUCACAAAAUAUGUAAGCACCUUUCUUCAAAAACAUGUAAAUGGCUGAUAUUAUUUUUGCCUGUGUUCAUCAGUGAUGGUAGUUUAGUGACUGUGUGGUUAAUAAAUAAAUGAUCUGGAAAAAUUUUAACUUAUUUUUAAAGGAAGUACUUUGAAGAGUAAAGUGUCAUGAUAUUAUACAUAAAUAAAUUUAAUUUUUCACACCUCCAUGUGAAGAUGCUUAUUAAGCCUUAUGACCUGGCAAGUGUUUUAUUUGAUAUGUACAAAAUUGUCAGAGCUAAUUGGAGGAAGGGAGGGGUGUGUUUUUCAUCUGUGAGGGUUUAUUUUAAGCUGAUACAUUACCUGAUCAAGUAGAAAAUUUGUAGUCUCUCUACUUUUAUUCUAAUAUGUUUAUCUAUUUCACUUCUGGAUAAUUCCAACAGAAAAAUGGAUAUUAUCAAGAAUAAGAACAUACUACUAAAUGAAAUCACUUUCUUUUAAGUGGAUGCCUUAAAAUUUUGCCAGAGGGGAAUAUUUAAGGCUUAUGAAUUCUUUAUGGAUUUUUGUGUAUAUGAAAUAUUAUUUAUUUAAUUUACAUAUACACGUGUAAUUUUUCCCAGUGUUUCAGCACUUGAUAUAGUUAGAAUUCAGGUAGGAAGAACAGUAUAAGGGACAAGAAAUAAAAAUGAAGCUUCGUUUUGUUAAUAAAUUGAGUUAAUUCUGCUACAAAGAAAUAGCUGAAAAUAUUUUGUGCUGUGAGAAGGCGGGGCUGUUCUGAAUACAAAGCUAAUAUUAACUGUGUAGUAUAACAAAAUCCACUUUCCCACUCAAGGUAAAAUGUUGUAUUCCGAAGUUGACAUGUCAAAGACUGAUCCUUUCUGACUGUGCUGUUAACAAGAGCCACCAGCCAUGUGUGGCUAUUUGAUUUUGGUUAACUUAAAUUCAAUUAAAAAUUCAUUUUCUCAGUUUAUAUGAAUCAUGCUUCCAGUAUUCGGUACUCACAAGAAUCUAGCAGUUAUGUUGGAUAACACAAAUGGAAAACAUCGCUCUUAUCAUGGAAACUUUUAUUAGAUAACAGUACCCUACAAUCUCUCAUGUCACAAGAUUUAUUCUGUUAUACAAAACGCAUUUAGUUCUGAAAUUACCACCAUGUAUAUGUGCGUAUGAUUGAAUACAGACAAAGUUGAGUGUGUUCUGAGUAGUAUGUAUAUGAUAAGCACUAUUCCACACAAAGCUACUACAUUUGUACAUAUGGCAAACAGUAGACAUUCAGUAAAUAUUUGUUGAAUGAAUAAGAAUAUACACAUAUUCAGCCAAAUGUCAAUUUUUAAAUGUAAAUGUUAUGCAUUACUAAUUUUACUAUGUUUAUUCUUUUGUAAAAUGUAAAAAAUGUGACUUUGUUACAUUUAGAAUAAUUAUAGUCUCCACGUUAAAAUAAAAUAAAGCGUGGAUUAGAGACUUUAUCUUGAUCAUACUCAUAGCGUCUUCCCAUCCAGGAUUCUCUUUAGUGAGAGAAGAAAGGGGCAGUUGGAAGGGGCCUGAGUUGCCCCCCAUUGUUACCCUCACAUGCUGGGUUUCCUUUCAUCUGCAAUUGUUUGUAGUGGAGAGGACUUGUAGGAUGUGAUUACCAGCCAUAUGGAAUAGUUUUCCUCUUACACUAGCAGCUGAGAGAUGAACACGUAGUGACUUCGUGCCUGGCACUGUAAAUGAUAU